This is a messenger RNA of Xiphias gladius (swordfish), 2200 nucleotides long. RefSeq names its product chondroitin sulfate N-acetylgalactosaminyltransferase 1-like. The record is from RefSeq and is a predicted model, not a curated record. The transcript is spliced from 10 exons. Gene Ontology annotation, molecular function: glucuronosyl-N-acetylgalactosaminyl-proteoglycan 4-beta-N-acetylgalactosaminyltransferase activity. Lineage: Eukaryota; Metazoa; Chordata; Actinopteri; Istiophoriformes; Xiphiidae. The coding region runs from base 362 to 1963 and encodes 533 amino acids. Gene Ontology annotation, cellular component: Golgi cisterna membrane.
GUGCCAUGGACGGGUAAUGAAAUAAGCUGUUCAUGAAAAACACUGAGGCACAUCAAGACAUGACUGAAUAGCCUGGGAGUUUCAACACCGGUGGUGAUCUUUGCACUUAAAGAGUCACGAACACGUUGGCCCAAAAGAAAUGAAUGUCCAGACGCCCUGUGAAGAUGCUGCCUGUGGAUGUGACAGAUGAGGACGACAUGAGAGAACAGGAGUACGUCUUUUUUAAAAACCAUAUUUUUUAAUCUAUAGUUUCGGAGGUAUGGGUUGCUCACCUUUUUUGGGUGUGUCUCCACAUGACAGAAGCACAGCCAUGAUUUUAUGAGCCUCAAGUGUUUAAAACUUGUUUGAAAUACAAUCCACCAUGAUCAAACGGUGGCUGCUGGCCCUGGUGGCCCGUGUCGGCCUUAUAGUGAUGGGCCUCUGCUGCUGUCUGCUGCUGUUCUACCUCCUGGCCUGUAAACCUGCGUCUCACAGCAGCCAGCCGUCUCUGCUGUGGUCUGGAGGGGCCACCAGUAAGGAGGGAUACAUGGCUUUGUUGCAGGAGAGGGAGGACUCUCACAGACAUUACAUCAAUAGCCUGACAAAGCAGAUGGCCCAGCUGAAGGAAGCUCUCCAGGAGAGGACACUGCAGCUCCAGGAGUCCCUGGAUAAAGCGAAGACCAGAGGGAUUCUGCCUCAGGGGCUGGAGAGUCUGCACAAAACUCCGACACAGUCUGACCUGAAGGAGUUUUUUCGCUCCCAGCUGAACCAGGCGGAGGUGAACUCAGGUGUAAAGCUGCCCAGCGAAUAUGCAGUGAUUCCUUUUGACACUUUGACUCUGCGGAGGGUGUACCAGCUGGAGACGGGGCUGACCAGACACCCUGAGGAGAGGCCUGCGAGGAAGGACCGCAGGGACGAGCUGACGGGCACAGUUGAGACAGCUCUGCACAUCCUGAAUGGACCUCAGCAACACACGGACAACACCAGGCGGAAGCACACGUUCUCGCCUUCAGACUUCAUAGAGGGGUUGACUCGUACAGAGCGGGACAGAGGGACGGUUUAUGAGCUGACGUUUAAAGGCGACGGGCCGCAGGACUUCACGCAGCUGGUGUUCUUCAGGCCGUUCGGGCCCGUGAUGAAGGUGAAGAGCGAGGCCGUGGACACGCGCAGCAUGCUCAUCAACAUCAUCGUACCUCUUUCCAAGAGGCCGGACACAUUCCGGCAGUUCAUCAACAACUUCAGAGAAGUGUGCAUCCAGCAGGACGGCAGGGUUCAUCUCACUGUCGUCUACUUUGGUCGAGAUCAGAUAGACCAGGUGAAAUCCAUGCUGGACCAGACCACCAGAGAGACUCGGUUCAGGAGCUUCACGCUGAUCCAGCUGAAUGAGGAGUUUUCUCGCGGCCGAGGCUUAGACGUGGGUGCCAGGGCUUGGAGGCGGAGCCAGAAUGUCUUGCUCUUCUUCUGUGAUGUGGACAUCCACUUCACAGCUGACUUCUUAACUUCCUGUCGUCUCAACGCAGAGCCUGGUAAGAAAGUGUACUACCCCGUGCUCUUCAGCCAAUACAACCCAUCUAUCAUCUACAGUAAUCAGACACUUCUACCCUCUCUUCAACAGCAGCUGGUGAUAAGGAAGGAAACUGGUUUCUGGAGAGACUUUGGGUUUGGCAUGACAUGCCAGUACAGGUCUGAUUUCCUCAACAUAGGUGGUUUCGACCGGAACAUCAGAGGUUGGGGGUUGGAGGAUGUGCACCUGUACAGGAAGUACCUUCACAGUAAGCUGAUGGUGAUUCGGUCUCCGUCUCGCGGCCUUUUCCACUUGUGGCACGAGAAGAACUGCGCAGAUGAGCUUCCUCCGGACAAGUACAAGAUGUGCAUGCAGACCAAAGCCAUGAGCGAAGCCUCCCACAGUCAGCUGGGGGAGCUUUUCUUCAGACAAGAGAUCGAGGCUCAUUCGAACAUCAAGCAAACCGACAAAGGAGCAUAACGAGAAUGACUGAGUUUAGGGACUGUUAUGAUCGUUAUGUGUGUUCUGGCUCUGGUUUUUUUGUGAUAUUUGCGGUAACUUACAUCACCUGAAAUCAUGCUAGAGAACGGGGUGUUCAGGUAAUGUUAAGAGAGAAUACAAAAGGUGAUUUACUCUAAUUAUUUAUCUAUAUGCAAAGAAAAAACUUGCAAGGAAUUGAGAUCAAAACAUAUUGUGCUUGAUUAAAUUUUUUGUGUU